Naegleria fowleri is the source of this 3249-nucleotide messenger RNA. RefSeq lists its product as uncharacterized. Gene Ontology annotation, cellular component: spindle pole; equatorial microtubule organizing center; centrosome. Gene Ontology annotation, molecular function: gamma-tubulin binding; microtubule minus-end binding. The record is from RefSeq and is a predicted model, not a curated record. The transcript has 3 exons. Gene Ontology annotation, biological process: spindle assembly; meiotic cell cycle; microtubule nucleation. Lineage: Eukaryota; Heterolobosea; Eutetramitea; Acrasida; Naegleriidae. The coding region runs from base 1 to 3249 and encodes 1082 amino acids.
AUGAAUCGUUUCGAAAGUGUUGUAGAGUUGAUGGACAGACUUUGUAGAGCUCUCAUACUCGGAAGUGGAUCAAAAGCAACACCAUCAUCAUCAUCACUCAUCAUUGGCAAUAAUAAUGUGAGAUCAUUCAGUUCAGAUCAUUUAUCGAUGUUAUCAACUACACAUCAAGGAUCACACAGUAAUACAACAAUGAUGUCCAACAAUUCAUCGGAAGUUACUGAGAAACUAUUGAAGAAAAUUAAAAUGAAUUGUUUUUCGUAUUUGAUAGACAAGAAUGACAAUUAUACCCCUCCUCUGCAUUACACAGAAACUGCAUUUUCGUCUAAGGCUGCAGAAUUGAGCUACAGAGCCAAUACAUUUCUUUGUAAUUUAAGAAUGCAUGGUUUAGAAUCAAUGGCAACUAAUCUUGAAAUUUUGUUCGACAAACUAAUUUAUUUAAAUGAGGCUGUGGCAUCGAUAUUAUUGACACUUUGUGAAAAUUUAUCAAUUGAGGAAGUCUGCUUGGUUCAAAAAGAAAAUAAUUCCAUAUAUGAUAUUUCAACAAUGCACUUCUCCAUAACACCUAAUUUUUCUAACUCUCAACUGAACUUGGAAAUGCAAACAGAAUUUUUUUCUAAUUUAUUGAUUCCUAGCUCUGACUCCAACCAAUGCAACGUCACAAUUCCUAAAUCAGCUCCUUCUAAAUCUUUUUUCAUUGAUGUGAAUAAUUUUUCACAAAUUACUCCCGAUAUCACUAAUCUGAAGAGGCCAUUAAGCGAUUUUACAACAUUUCUGCAUUCAAAACCUGAGAAAAAAAAGAGAUCUAUUUAUUUUACUGAACAAAAACCAGCCAAGCUCGAUGAAUACAAACACUAUUUCGAACGAAUGUGUUUUGGAUUAAACAUUCGGACAAUGCGAGAAGAAGAUGUUGUUAAUGACUGCUUACUGCUUUUUCAAGGAAUUUCUUCUGGAGUAUUUGUUUGGGAUGCACAAAAAUUUAUUUUCAAAGUCCAACCAAUACGGUUGAAAACAUUAUCAUUUCUUGGAUUGCGUGAGUUACUUCAGCAAAUUGCUCAAGUUGGAUCUAUGUAUAAGCGACUUGAGGUUGUCGCAGAGUUUUGCCAAAAUAACGUAGCUCUUACUGGAAAGUGUUUGCAAAGCUGUGGAAAUGGACUGGCGGAAAUUUUGAAAUGGUACAAAUCAUGUGUUUUGGAGUUAGACACAAUACUCAAGAGAUUGGUAACAGAUUAUUCCAACCAAAAAAGCCAGCUAACAUUACUGAAUGUUAUUCAUCACAUCAAUCCUCUCAGACAGAGAUUGAACAUUGUUUGCGAAAUCUUUGAGUGCGAUAUUCAGGAGCUAAAUUCAGAUGAUGAAUAUUCACUAUUUUUAAGCGGUCUCUAUAUUUCAAACAGAAUUAGAAAUAUUCCUACUGGUGCCAAGCUAAUUUCGGUGCUAUACGAAAAGAUUCAAUUGCUAGAAUUAAGCUCUAUACCUGAAGUGAUGAACAUUUUACUGCUCCUUUUUUCCUUCUCCAUCACACCUUAUUUGGCAUGGAUAAAACAAUGGAUAUUUUAUGGAGAGAUUGUAGAUGAUCAUUAUGGCGAAUUUUUUGUUAAGGCAGCUAACCAUGCACAAGAGUCAUGGUAUAGUUUUCAAAUUGAAGUUCAGAACAUUCCUCUUCCAUUUACAUCAUGUGCCAAUGAUGUAUUUCUUACUGGUAACACGCUUGACACGAUACGACGGUGUAAUCCCUAUCAUUUUAUUUUGAAAGAUACUGUUAAUGACACCAUUCGGAAUAUUAGUAUUUUGUUUACAGAAAAGGAUUUAAAAAAAUAUGAAAUUUUGUGUUCUAGAUUGCAAACCAUUCAACACAACGAGGCGCUAAUGGAAAUGCACAGACAGUUAUCAGAAUUGGAAAAAAAGAUACGAAGUCAAGAAGAAAAACUAAAAUUUGGAGAAGAUAUUUUAGAUAGAUUUCAAGAGGAAGAAGUGAAACUCAAAGACAAGAUAAAGCGAGACAUUUUGGAAAACUAUCGAAAGAAAAUGAAUAUCGAAGAGUUCGAAGAAGCAUUACAAAAGGGUAAUCCAACUACUGAGCCUGGUCUCAAUGAGGAAGUACAUCCUGAAAACAUUAUGAUCGACGGAAUUUCCAAUGAACCUGUGUUAUUGCAAGAUGAGACAAAUGGCACUCUUAAACUGGAUCAAUUUGAUGCUAAUCGCUUUUUGGAAAGUAGCACUCCAAUACUGGACCUUCCUAUAGAGAUUGUGAAAAACCGAAGCCUUUUGUCAUUAUUCUAUCAACAAAAACAAAUGGUGGAUAGCAUAUUUAUCAAAAUGCUCUUUCAUGACUACAAGCUCAAUGAGCAUCUUGGUGCAAUCAAUGACUACUUUUUAUUUAAGGCCGGAGAUUUACAUGAUGCUUUUGCUCAGCUCAUUUGUAGUGGCAUGAAGAAAGGAGUCAAUUAUACUGAUCCAUAUAUUAUCAAUAGAACAUUUAAGGAAGCCUUCAAAAUUUCUGGACAUGCAGAACAAGACAAUGACGUGCUCUUGUCUAAUUUAUUUUUUGACAUUAACCCCAAUUCUGCGCAAACCAUUUUUGAUCCAAAUACUAUUCACUCUUUUGAUCAUAUAGUUUUGAGAUACCGAGUUCAAUAUCCACUGAACAUAAUUCUGACUCCUACCACUAUGGACAAGUAUUCACAGGUGCAUUCAUUGCUGUUAAAAUUGAAAAUUGUAGACCUGGCCUUGCAUGAGGUUUGGUCUAACCUCAAAGUGCACUCGAAACGAACCAUGAGUCAACAAAUGCGGUAUCUCCACAUGUUUAGACAAGAAGUUCAGCACUUUGUGAAUGUAUUCAAAAUCUUCAUCUUUGUUGAGGUUGUUGAGUCAAGUUUUUCCAAUUUUGUUAACGAACUUUUACGUGAGAAAACAAGCGACAACCUUAACGUUGAAAAACUAUUGCUCUUGCACAACAGAUUUGUUGAAUCUUUACACAAACAAUGCUUACUUGGACAUUCAGCUAAACCGGUCAUGGACAUUAUCAGCAAAAUGUUUGGACUAAUUUUGAAAUUCAAAGCUCAAAUGGAAGCCAAUAGUUUUACAAGUGAGGAAGAAAUCCCAGAGUUAGCUUUUAGGAUGAUGACACAAACAAGAAAAGAGUUUGUGGAUUGUGCACUAUUCUUGGAUUCGUUAAUGGAUCGUUUGGCUCAACAAUCAUCAACAUCAAAGUUUGGACAGUUCAGAAUGAAUUAUAAAUUUACAUAUUGA